This is a messenger RNA of Cucumis melo (muskmelon), 929 nucleotides long. Its product is annotated as ribulose bisphosphate carboxylase large chain. Gene Ontology annotation, biological process: carbon fixation. NCBI's taxonomy places the organism in Eukaryota, Viridiplantae, Streptophyta, Magnoliopsida, Cucurbitales, Cucurbitaceae. The record is from RefSeq and is a predicted model, not a curated record. The transcript has a single exon. Gene Ontology annotation, molecular function: magnesium ion binding; ribulose-bisphosphate carboxylase activity.
AUGGAGCUUUAUAAUGAAACCAAAGAUACUGAUAUCUUGGUAGCAUUCCAAGUAACUCCUCAAUCAGAAGUUCCACCGCUUCGUGGGGAAGCAGGGAUCGCUGUAGCUGCUGAAUCUUCUACUGGUACAUGGACAACUGUGUGGACCGAUGAGAUUACCAGUCUUGAUCGUUGAUGCUAUGGAAUCGAGCUUGUUGCUGGAGAAGAAAAUCAAUAUAUUGCUUAUGUAGCUUAUCCCCUAGACCUUUUUGAAGAAGGUUAUGUUACUAACAUGUUUACUUCCAUUGUGGGUAAUGUAUUUGGAUUCAAGGCUCUAUGUGCUCUAGAUCUGGAGGAUUUGUGAAUCCCUACUGCUUAUAUUCAGACUUUCUAAGGCCCGCCUUAUGGUAUCCAAGUUGAAAGAGAUAAAUUGAACAAGUAUGGUCGCCCUUUAAUGGGUUGUACUAUUAAACCAAAAUUAGGAUUAUUCGCUAAGAAUUAUGGUAGAGCAGUUUAUGAAUGUCUACUCGGUGGACUUGAUUUUACCAAAGAUGAUAAAAACGUGAAUUCCCAACCAUUUAUGCGUUGGAGAGACCAUUUCCUAUUUUGUGCAGAAGCUAUUUUGAAAUCACAAGCUAAAACAGGUGAAGUCAAAGGACAUUACUUUAAUGCUACUGUAGGUACAUGCGAAGAAAUGAUGAAAAGGGAUAUAUUUUCCUGAGAAUUGGGAGUUCCUAUUGUCAUGCAUGAUUACUUAACAGGUGGAUUCACUGCAAAUACUAGCUUGGCUCAUUAUUGCCGAGAUAAUGGUCUACUUCUGAACAUUCACUCCAAUGCAUGCUGUUAUUGAUAGACAGAAGAAUCAUGGUAUGCACUUUCGUGUAUUAGUUAAAGCGUUACGUAUGUCCGGUGGAGACCAUAUUCACGCUGGUAUCGUAGUAGGUAAACUUG